UUAGCCCCGAAAAGCUUGAAUUCGGGUUCGGAAUAUUAAAAAAAAAAAAAAAAAACAGCCUGGCGUCUUCAUGUCACGAUGCCUUGCUCGUGUGGGAAUUGGAGAAGAUGGAUUCGGCCUUUGGUGGUCUUGUUGUAUAUUUUACUGCUACUUGUGGUCCUGCCGCUGUGCAUUUGGGAACUUCAGAAGUCGGCGGUUGGCACUCAUAACAAGGCAUGGUUCAUAGCUGGGAUAUUUGUCUUCAUGACCAUCCCCAUAUCAUUAUGGGGCAUCCUGCAGCAUUUGGUUCACUACACUCAGCCUGAGCUUCAGAAACCGAUCAUCAGAAUAUUGUGGAUGGUGCCAAUAUACAGCUUGGAUAGUUGGAUUGCCCUGAAAUAUCCCCACAUCGCCAUUUACGUGGACACGUGCCGCGAGUGCUACGAGGCCUACGUGAUCUACAACUUCAUGACCUUCCUGCUCAACUACCUAGAGAACCAGUACCCGAGUUUGGUCAUGAUGCUGGAGGUCCAGGAGCAACAAAAGCACCUCCCGCCCCUCUGCUGCUGCCCGCCUUGGCCCAUGGGAGAGGUUUUGCUCUUGAGGUGCAAGCUGGGAGUCCUGCAGUACACAGUGGUUCGACCCGUCACGACGGUUAUCGCUCUCGUCUGUCAACUGUGCAAAGUGUACGACGAAGGCAACUUCAGCUCCACCAACGCUUGGACCUACCUGGUGAUCGUCAACAACAUGUCCCAACUGUUUGCCAUGUACUGCCUGGUGCUGUUCUACAGGGCUCUGCGAGAGGAGCUGAGUCCCAUCAAGCCGGUGGGCAAGUUCCUGUGCGUUAAAAUGGUGGUGUUCGUCUCGUUUUGGCAGGCUGUGCUCAUCGCCUUGCUGGUGAAGGUGGGCGUCAUCUCAGAGAAACGCACGUGGGACUGGCAAAGUGUGGAGGCCGUAGCCACCGGACUACAGGACUUUGUGAUCUGCGUGGAGAUGUUCCUGGCAGCUAUAGCUCAUCACGUGAGCUUCACGUACAAGCCUUACAUCCAGGAGGCCGAGGAGGGCUCCUGCUUUGACUCCUUCAUGGCCAUGUGGGACGUCUCCGACGUCAGGGCCGACAUCUCGGAACAAGUCCGCAAUGUCGGUCCGUGACAAUUCAAUUCCAUUUUU
Hippocampus comes (tiger tail seahorse) is the source of this 1149-nucleotide messenger RNA. It is a transcript of the gene tmem184c, whose product is annotated as transmembrane protein 184C. The transcript is spliced from 9 exons. NCBI's taxonomy places the organism in Eukaryota, Metazoa, Chordata, Actinopteri, Syngnathiformes, Syngnathidae. Bases 79 to 1131 code for a protein of 350 amino acids. The record is from RefSeq and is a predicted model, not a curated record.